Theileria orientalis strain Shintoku is the source of this 2622-nucleotide messenger RNA. RefSeq lists its product as uncharacterized. The coding region runs from base 1 to 2622 and encodes 873 amino acids. Lineage: Eukaryota; Apicomplexa; Aconoidasida; Piroplasmida; Theileriidae. Gene Ontology annotation, cellular component: endoplasmic reticulum. The transcript has 8 exons. Gene Ontology annotation, biological process: tRNA methylthiolation. The record is from RefSeq and is a predicted model, not a curated record. Gene Ontology annotation, molecular function: tRNA (N(6)-L-threonylcarbamoyladenosine(37)-C(2))-methylthiotransferase activity; 4 iron, 4 sulfur cluster binding.
AUGCAGGGAACUAAGCUUAGAGGUCCCAUCGUAGCAUGUGCGCUCUUGGGAGUAGUUUGUGUUUCCUCAAUCGCAUAUUACUUCUACAACAGAAGAAAAAAAAGGUCGCUUUUGGACCGCUUGAAGCAGGCGUACACGGGUGAUCACGGGUUCUUCGAUAAUGAUGAUUCGCUGGAACAAGAGGAAUCCUACGACCUCCCAGAGCCUUCUGAAUACUCUGAUUAUCUGAUAGUUCAGGCCACUAACCAAGAUAAUCAGCUAACAGCCACAUCUUUGGAUAAAGGCUCAAAAUACGAUGACUUCGAAGAGGUGGCGUACAUCGAGGACGUUUCCGACGAGGGGAGGUCCAACAAGGGGUACAAGAUACUCGCAAACAAGGCGGUUUCAAAGUCGAGGCCAAAUGCGCCAAACCACACACAGGAGGCUGACCGUUCAAAUAGAUCAUCGGAUAACACUAAGAAGGAAACUUCGGAUGAAUGGACACUUAUUGAUGACUACACAAACAUAGACGGCAGUGCGGAGGAGCUGGUCUACGUGGAGAGCACUAAUAAUACUUUUUCAGAGGAAGUGGACGUUCAGAAAGACAAAUCUGUUCCACUAGCGUGUGAAGAGAUUGUGGUCAGUUCUGAAAACGUCGACUGCUGUAACAGCAGUUGCGGCACUGAUGAAUGCUGCCAUACUAAUCCUCUUGACAAUUGUAACAGUGAAAAUGGACUUAUCGAGGAGGCAUUGUCCACUGAUCCAGUUGAUACCAAGGUACCUGAAGAUCCAAUUGAAGAGGUGCCUGAACAACUAGUUGACAAUGAGGUGACUGAAGAGUCUGUUGAUACCAAGGUGCCAGAACAACUAGUUGAUGACAAUGAGGUACCCGAAGAACUAGUUGAUGACAACGAGGUACCUGAAGAGCCUGUUGAUAUUAAGCUACCUGAACAACUAGUUGAUGACAACGAGGUACCUGAAGACGAGUCACCUGAGCAACUAGGUGAUAUUGAGGUGCCUGUAGAAUCAGUUGAUGAAGAGUUGCCUGGAGAAAUCCUUGAUGUCGACUUAUUUGUAGAGCAAGUUGAUGGAGAGUUACUUGGAGAAAUCCUUGGUACCAACUUAUUAGUAGAGCAAGUUGAUGUAGAGGUACCCGAAGAGCAAGUUGAUACCAAGGUGCCUGUAGAACAGGUUGACAACGAGUUAGUUGAAGAGGCACCCGAAGAGAUAGUUGAUAACAAGGUCCCUGCAGAACCGGUUGUUAUCAAGUUAGCCGAAGAGCCAGUUGAUGAAGAGGCAGGGGAGGAGGCAGAAGUGUUGUCAGAUAACAGCAUGGAUCAGUUGUAUGAUGCGAGUACACCAGAGUUGACGAAGAUUUACUUUAAAAACUUUGGAUGCAGCCACAACAUAUCGGACGGAGAGUAUAUGCUAGGGCUGCUGGUGGAGUACGGAUACAAGAUAGUCGAUACCAUGGAAAAGAGCCACCUCGUUAUCAUCAACAGCUGCACAGUAAAGGGGCCGAGCGAGGAGGCCAUGGUAACCAUGAUAAAGUCGGCGGUUAUGUCGUACCUGCCAGUCGUAGUGUCAGGGUGCGUGCCACAGGCGGACCAGAACAACCCGGUGUUCAACAACCCGCUGAUAUCACUCCUGGGGAUUACGCAGAUCGACAGAAUCGUGGAGGUGGUCGAGAACAGUUUGCAGGGAAAUAAAAUGGUGUUGCUGGAAAAGAAGGAUUUGCCGCGGUUGGAUCUGCCGAAGAUAAGGAGGAACAAGCUGAUAGAGAUCAUUCCACUCUCGACGGGGUGUCUGGGCUCGUGCACAUUCUGUAAAACGAAGCACUCGAGAGGGGUGCUGGGAAGCUACGAUAUCGAGAUCAUUCUCGAUAGAGUUGAGAGCUGCGUCAACGAGGGAGUUAAGGAGAUAUGGCUAACCUCGGAGGAUUUGGGCGCAUACGGAAUUGACAUUGGGACGAACCUGGUAACACUGCUGAGGUCGAUAGUACAAGUGCUGCCUCAGGGCACAAUGCUGAGGCUGGGAAUGUCGAAUCCACCUUUUAUAAAGAAGUACAUCGAUGAGAUAUGCGAGAUUCUGCUCCACGAUAACGUGUACGAGUUCAUACACAUCCCAGUGCAGAGUUUCAGCAACUCGGUGCUGAAGAAGAUGAACAGGGAGUACAAGGUGGAGGAGUUUUUGCACUUGGUGAAGACGAUAAGGACGAAGGUGCCCAACUGCAUGAUAGCGACUGACGUCAUAUCAGGCUUUCCAACGGAAAAGCCAGAGCACCACAUGGCCACGAGGAAUAUGCUGGAGGAGCUGAAGCUGCCGGUAGUGAACAUAUCACAGUACUACGCACGCAAAGGUACAAUCGCUUGUAAGAUGAAACAGAUUCCGAGCAAGGUGCGCAAAGGCAGGACCAGAGACAUAACGAACGUGUUCAUGUCGUACGAGACGAACUCGAAGUACAAGGGCCAGGUGAUCAAGGUGUACUUCAACCAGAUCAACUGCCACUAUCAGCUGAUAGGACACGACAAGCACUACGUGAAGGUGAUGUUGGUGCACCUCACGGAUAAGUACUUUGGCACUGUGCAAUACGUCAAGGUAGUCAAAACUACUAAGUGGCACCUUGAGGGGAUCAUCGUGUAA